CUUAAUAAAUUAUCACUAAAAUCUCUUAUAAGGUGGAACACAGAGCAGCCCCGCAUGACCGCCAGGUCAUCCCCAGCCACUAAAAUCCAUGCCCUCCACCAGGCGCCAGCACCACCGGCCGUUACACUACAAACCAAGAAAACCAUCAUUGUUCGCACCAACCCACCCAACACACAGAGCAAAGCAAGAAACCGCACGGCACGCCACUGCCAGUUCCCUGCUUGAAGUGGUGUCCAUAGAUCGGCAUGUCGACGGCGGGAGGCCCGGCGGGGACGACGGUGUCGCAGCACGGGGGCGGCGGCGGGGGGUGCUGCAGCUCCAGCGGGACGCUGGAGCUCGUGGCGGCGUUCACGGCGGUGUGCCUCGCACUCUACGGGGUGAUACUGUACCUCAACUACCUAUACGUACGGUGGAGCGGGCGGGACGGCGUGCAUCGGACGGGAUCCAGCACGGCAGCCGGGCCGGCGAGGAAGAGGGCCGGCGGAGGGGGGCUCGACAAGGCGGCGCUGGCAGCCAUGCCGGUGGUCAGAUUCAAGGCGGAGGCGCGUGGCGACGGCAGCGAGGUAAGGGAGGAGUGCGCGGUGUGCCUGAGCGCCAUGCAGGACGGCGACGCGGUGCGCGCCCUGCCCGGGUGCAGGCACGCGUUCCAUGUCGGCUGCGUCGACGUCUGGCUGUGCGCGCGCGCCACCUGUCCCGUCUGCCGCGCGCGCCCUGCUCUCCCGGUUCCGGCAGCGAAGGACGGCUCCAGGAGGGCGGAGACGGCCGGACGGGAGCCGGUCCUGGAGAGCCCGGUAUAGCAUGCGUGCGCCACCGCGGAGCUGCCGGUAUGGCUUGAGGUAGUUAGCUGCUGCAUAGGUGUUUGCUUCAUCGGCUUGUCUUCUUGGAAGCGUGUGGAUGGAUGGCUACAGCUGCUUGAUGGUUAUCCACUGAGUACAUAAUUUUUGUGUUAGCUUGCUUCAAUUGGGAGUGAUGAUCUGUGUGCCAUGGCUUCUAAAUUGUAAGCCUACUUGACUCUUGCAUUGUUGAUAGGUGAAGUUCCCCAAAUCACUUCGUAAGUAAGUUCAUAUUUUCCCCACAGAAAAAAUUAAGUUCAUAUUUGAUGUA
This is a messenger RNA of Aegilops tauschii subsp. strangulata, 1104 nucleotides long. Its product is annotated as RING-H2 finger protein ATL66. Gene Ontology annotation, biological process: protein ubiquitination. Gene Ontology annotation, molecular function: transferase activity. NCBI's taxonomy places the organism in Eukaryota, Viridiplantae, Streptophyta, Magnoliopsida, Poales, Poaceae. The record is from RefSeq and is a predicted model, not a curated record.